Molecule: messenger RNA, 1329 nt
Organism: Mercenaria mercenaria
Lineage: Eukaryota; Metazoa; Mollusca; Bivalvia; Venerida; Veneridae
Exons: 1
Coding region: 1-1329 (442 amino acids)
Source: RefSeq, a predicted model, not a curated record
AUGUUUCAUGUUCCUGACUACCAACAGAACCUAUCUCUAAGACUGUCUGAGGUCCUUGAUGAUAUUGCUGUUAAUGAGGAAAUGGUACUCAAGCGGAGAAAGGCAGUUCUACUGGACGAAACUAUGAUGAUAAUUACAUACAGGCCUAAAGACAAGAGGUCCAUUUACAGGUUUGGCAGCACUUCUGAGGGAUCAACAACAGAAGGACUUCGUUCAGAUGCAGACUUUCUAUGUUGUGAUCAUGAUUAUAAUGUGAUACAGGACUAUGCAGAAUGGAAACAUGGCUUCACUAAUCUACUGAUGAUCCAGAAUAGUAACACAUCACCUGGUUACUGCCUUCUACAACAGAUCAGAGAUGAUGUACCUCUUCCUGCUACACGUGUUCUAGAUAAGAACCAUGUUAGAGAUGCAAGUGGAAGAGUGUUGUUACAGAAUACUUGCUUCAGAGAUGGAAUGCCUGUAGAUGCUGUACAACAUGGUCCAUCAUGGUCUAAACAGGGAGCACCUGGAAUGUCAGACACUGACCUUGUGCUUGCUCUCCAUUGUAAUUCAUUGCCCUAUACAGCAAGAGCCUGGUUAGAUAGACAAGGGAUAGUAAGAUGGCCCACUGCAGACAUGAAGAGAUUUGCAAUAAGUAGUGGAUGUUUUGUUGUUCCUGUUGGAAGUAAAGUUAGCCAGAGUCCAGAGCUUGAGUGGAGAAUUUCUACCUCACAGGCAGAGAGAUGUUUAAUGUUUAGUUUAAACAUUACACAAAUACGCUGUUAUGUGUUGAUGAAAAUGAUUCUGAAAACAUUUCUUCAUCAUGCUGGUGAAGGUCAAAUUACAAGUUUUAUGUGUAAAACAGUUCUGUUACAUUGUAUUGAAAACACACAUUCCAAAGCAUGGCAAGAAAAUAAUUUAUUCACAUGUUUAUCAUGUUGUUUACAUGUACUAUGCAACUGUUUACAACAAGAAAACUGCCCACAUUUCAUUACACCUGGAAACAACCUGAUGGCAGGACAGUUUUCACGUGAAGUCAGAGAAAUGUUGCUGGACAGUAUGUUUCACAUAACACAAACUGUUGGACAAGCAUUGCUUGGGGUCCACAUUGAUGAACUCGGUCAAAGACUACAGAUCAAACUGAACAUGUUAUAUCAGAUAGCAGGAAAUACUAAAAAGGAAAACUGUCUCAGCAUUUCAGGAGCAUUAUUACAAAACACAGCUAGGGCAAUCACUUCAUGUAGUAGUAUAAUGUUAUCAAAAACAAUUCAAAACAGUCCUGUAACAACUGUACAGAACCUGCUUAAUGUAUUAGUAAAUUAUGAGAGAUGUUACAGACAAGGAAGUUAG